Durio zibethinus is the source of this 3198-nucleotide messenger RNA. RefSeq lists its product as uncharacterized. Gene Ontology annotation, biological process: protein phosphorylation. Gene Ontology annotation, molecular function: protein serine/threonine kinase activator activity; ATP binding; protein kinase activity. Lineage: Eukaryota; Viridiplantae; Streptophyta; Magnoliopsida; Malvales; Malvaceae. The record is from RefSeq and is a predicted model, not a curated record.
UUAUACUUUGGAAAAUUUUAGUAGGAAAAAUUAAUAUGGUCGAUUUGAUGAUUUCCGAAAAUUUUGAAGAAAAAAAUCAGCAAACCCAAGAGUUCCAACCCACCGAAAAUUAGCCAACUUAAAUUAAAUUAAGAAAAACCCAACAAUAUAUCAUAAUCUAAAAAGGAUAGGAAAAUAAAGUGAUCAAAACAAUUCAUGAAAGCAUCGAAUCCACGCGUCAAAAUAUCAAUGAUCUAGCGCAAACAGAAACGUCAGCAACCACCUCGGUUCUCCCUCUUUCUCUCAAAGUCAAACCCCGUCCUCUCGCUAUAUCGAUAUUCAUGCCGGUCAACAGAUCAAAUAAACACUUCACCAAACAAAAAGAAAAAGCUGCUUUUUAAUUUCCACACGGCUCUUUUACUUUAAUUACUCUGCCGGCGGCUUUGAGCGACAAUUUCUCGACGGUUAUUGGUUUAGUUUUCCAAGGGCGGUUUAAGGCUUUAGGGCAGCCGGAGAAUGGGAGGGAGUCGGAGUUAUUCGGCUAAUCCUAGUGAUUAUAAACUUUUAGAAGAGGUUGGUUAUGGUGCCAGUGCUACUGUUUAUAGAGCGAUCUAUCUUCCUUUGAACGACGUCGUAGCUGUGAAGUGUUUGGAUCUGGAUCGCUGCAAUAGUAACCUGGAUGAUAUACGUCGGGAAGCUCAAACAAUGAGUUUGAUUGAUCACCCCAAUGUUAUUCGGGCAUAUUGUUCAUUUGUAGUUGACCGUAACCUUUGGGUGGUCAUGCCUUUCAUGUCAGAGGGUUCCUGUUUGCACCUUAUGAAGGUAGCUUAUUCUGAUGGUUUUGAAGAGCCUGCUAUUGGUUCUAUUCUGAAAGAAACUCUUAAGGCUUUGGAUUAUCUUCAUCGACAAGGACAUAUUCAUCGGGAUGUUAAGGCUGGAAACAUACUGGUUGAUAACAAAGGCACGGUAAAGCUUGCUGACUUUGGUGUUUCAGCUUGCAUGUUUGAUGCAGGAGAUAGACAACGUUCUAGAAAUACCUUUGUUGGGACUCCUUGCUGGAUGGCACCAGAGGUUUUGCAACCUGGAAGUGGAUAUAACUCCAAGGCUGAUAUAUGGUCAUUUGGUAUAACAGCAUUGGAGUUGGCUCAUGGUCAUGCACCGUUUUCAAAAUAUCCACCAAUGAAGGUUCUCCUAAUGACCAUACAAAAUGCUCCUCCAGGACUUGAUUAUGACCGUGAUAAGAAGUUCUCUAAGUCUUUUAAAGAAAUGGUUGCAAUGUGCCUGGUGAAAGAUCAAACGAAGAGGCCAACUGCAGAGAAGUUAUUAAAGCACUCCUUUUUCAAGCAUGCAAAGCCUCCGGAGCUUUCUGUGAAGAAAUUAUUUGCUAAUCUGCCACCACUUUGGAAUCGUGUGAAAGAAAUUCAGCUUAAAGAUGCUGAACAACUAGCUCUAAAGAAAAUGCCUUCAGCAGAACAAGAAGCUAUAUCACAGAGUGAGUACCAAAGAGGAGUUAGUGCCUGGAAUUUUGAUGUUGAGGAUUUGAAAGCGCAAGCAUCUCUGGUGCGUGAUGAUGAUGAUACUUAUGAGUGCAAAGACGAUGAUGAAAGCAUGAAAUCAAGCCUUGGUCAUAAGGCUGCAGCUUACUGCAAAUCUAGUUUGGGAAAGUUGAAUUUAAAUAGGGAAGUAUCUCCGGUUGAAUGUGGAGGACCAAGGAGUGUUGACUUACUACAGUCUGAUUUCUUGAAUGGAAAGGGAAAGAAUCAGGAAUGUGAUAUAGUUGAAGCUGACUUUCAGGAGAAGGGUUUGAGGAAAAAUGGAUCAAGCAUUGAUGUUUUGGCAUCGACUUCAGAAAAGGAUUCUGUCUUGACCAGGGCUAAAACUGUGAAACCUAGGCAAACCCAAAGUGGGCCACUUGCACCUGGUGCUGUUCUUAAUCAUUCAUCUUCGGAACGGGUUCGAAACUCAGAAAGGUUUGAGAAUGAAAUUUUACUAGCAAAUGAGAAAGUUUGCCAAGUUCGUAAAGCACCAAGCUUUAGUGGUCCACUGAAGCUUCCUAAUCGAGCAUCUGCAAACAGUUUAUCAGCUCCAAUUAAAUCAUCAGGAGGAUUUAGGGAUUCUCUGGAUGACAAGUCGAAGGCUAAUCUGGUGCAAAUAAAAGGUCGAUUUUCAGUAACAUCAGAAAAUUUAGAUCUUGUAAAGGAUAUUCCUUUAAGUUCAGUUUCACGCCGAUCUUCACAGACUUCGCCUCUCAGAAAAUCUGCUAGCGUAGGUGAUUGGAUAUUUGAAUCCAAACAAGUGCCUACCAAUCAUUCCCCUAAGGAUUUGCCUAAUGGUGGUGCACCCACAUCAAUACUUGUUACUCACCUUCAGAAUCUGUUCCAGCAAACCUCACUUCAACAGGAACUUAUAGUGAAUUUGUUGAAUAGCUUGCAGUCAGCUGAGGUUGUAGAUGUCACACAAAAUGGAAAGUUGCCACCUCUCUCUCCUUGUCCUGAGAGCAAUGGAAACGUUGAAACAGCAGCUUCUGAGAGGGAGCGUUUACUGGUUGGCAAGAUCUCAGAACUACAAUCUAGAAUGAUAAAUUUGACCGAUGAAUUGACUGCUGAAAAGUUGAAACAUGAUCAAUUACAACAACAACUAAGAUUCAUGUCUGGUGCGGAAGAGAAUGGGAUUAGAAGAGAAGGGGUUCCAUGAGAGCUGUAAACUCAACUACUGUAAAGUCAACUCCCCAUGCAUAAUCGGGCAAAAGAUACAAAAUCAGGCAGAUGAAUAGUGUUCCACCUUUCUAUGGCUAAUGCCUACCAUACAUGGUCAUCGACAACGUUAGAACAGUAGAAGGCAGCAUUCUUAGUUGCAUAUAAUAGUACGUGUGAUUUGCAGAUAUCAGCCACUUCAACGAUGAAUAAGCAAAUAUUAUGGGUACACAAGGAUGUUUUUACUUCUAUGUUUCAUGUAAAGAAAAUUGAGGUUCCAGAGCCGUGCCGGGUUAUUUUUAUCAUGGAAAGUAGUCAAGUAGAAGGUUAGAUUUAUGAGUCUUGGCUUCUGUCCAGAAAAUCUUUGUAUCAUAGAAGUUAUUCAAACAAACAAUGUAUGUAUUUGUUGGAGGUUCUUAUAGGACCUGAAUGCUGUUGGGUAGAACAAUCAGUAUAGUUAUUAUUUAGACAUUGUUAGACUCAUGGAUGCUAAUGUCUUUUUCUUUUCUCUCUCUUUUUUCUUUAA